This is a messenger RNA of Anopheles darlingi, 1380 nucleotides long. RefSeq names its product POC1 centriolar protein homolog. Gene Ontology annotation, biological process: cilium assembly. The record is from RefSeq and is a predicted model, not a curated record. NCBI's taxonomy places the organism in Eukaryota, Metazoa, Arthropoda, Insecta, Diptera, Culicidae. The coding region runs from base 12 to 1373 and encodes 453 amino acids. Gene Ontology annotation, molecular function: protein binding. Gene Ontology annotation, cellular component: centriole; ciliary basal body. The transcript is spliced from 3 exons.
CCGCCGGAAAGAUGUCGAAUCCUGUGCUGUUACGCCACCUGAAAGGACACCGGGGAAAACUGACGGCCGUUUCGUUCAACCCGGAAGGUUCCCGGUUUGUGACGAGUUCCACCGAUAAUUCCGCGAUCGUGUGGUCCAUCCACGAGCAGGUCCGAUGUAUGCGUUUUGAGGCACACACGGACGUCGUGAACGAUAUCUGCUGGUCCCCGGAUGGGCGCAUCAUCGCAUCGGCCUCGAAAGACCGUUCGGUGAAAAUCUGGAUUCCCUCGAUGCUGGGAAACUGCGACGAGUUCCGCGGGCACACCUCGAACAUCCGUUCAGUAGAAUUCGAUGCAUCCGGCAAGAAGCUACUGACCGCUUCCGACGACAAAACGGUGAAGCUGUGGCGUGUUUCUAGGAAAAACUUUCUCUCGUCGUUCGUGGGCCACACAAACUGGGUCAGGUGCGCACGGUUCUCGCCGAACGGGAAACUAAUCGCCUCCUGCGGAGAUGAUCGUACACUCAAAUUGUUCGAUCCUGCCACCGGCCAAUGCGUUCACACGUUUGUGGACCAGAAGGGGGCCGGCUACAAAGUAGCAUGGCACCCGGACAGUUCGCUCGUGGCCAUCGCGCUCGACAAUUGCCGAGUGAAGAUCUACGAUGUUCACAUCCGCAAGCUUAUCCAGUACUACCGGAUCUUCGAUGGUCCGGUGAACUCGCUUGAUUUUCAUCCUUCCGGAAACUAUCUGAUCACAGGUAGUGGCGAUGGAGUGACAAAGAUUAUCGAUCUGCUAGAAGGACGGCAAAUAUUCACCCUCACCGGCCAUCAGGGUCCAGUGACGGCGGUCAAAUUUACGAAGGAUGGUCAACUGUUUGUCACCGGCAGCGAGGAUCGCCAUGUUAUGCUGUGGCAGGCCAACUUGGACCACGAAUCGGCUCAAAAUUCCCUGUACUCCAGUGAUACGAGCAACAUCAGCGAAACUAUGCCACGGCCUGCAGAUGCAGGCCAACGGAAGCUAAGUUUCAACCACGAGCUCACCGAAACGCAGGCCGAUGACGAUGAAUCAAUUUUCAACAAGGAAAACCUGCCGGACACCAGCGUACUAGUGGAUGCAACGAAAACCGAAAAUUUCAAAAUUUCAGAUGCCGUCGAGGACAUCGUCAUCAGAUUGAAUAAAUCCUCACGCGGUCGAACUCAAAACGAAGCCAACGGUCUACUUAGCCUUACCUUUACCAGCAAACCUACGCCAGUACCCCUAAGCGAGGAGCACGGUCGAUCUAACUUUGAAAAGUUAACGCUGCAACGAUUAACGUCGAUUGCACGACGGUUGGAUAGUUUUGAGAGAAGAAUUACGCUGCUGGAAGAUAUGAUUCUUGAUCGAAAAUCACGCUAGUUUGCAG